Molecule: messenger RNA, 2419 nt
Organism: Oxyura jamaicensis (ruddy duck)
Lineage: Eukaryota; Metazoa; Chordata; Aves; Anseriformes; Anatidae
Gene: NEURL1B
Product: neuralized E3 ubiquitin protein ligase 1B
Exons: 6
Coding region: 198-1985 (595 amino acids)
Biological process (GO): ubiquitin-dependent endocytosis
Cellular component (GO): early endosome
Molecular function (GO): ubiquitin protein ligase activity
Source: RefSeq, a predicted model, not a curated record
GCUGCGGCGUCCCACGGGGAUUCGAUCCCCUUCCUACCCCAGGUGUUGGGUUGCCCGAGGGCGGCUGGGAUGCGGGAACAGGAGCUCUGGUGUCCGGAGGUGACACCGGAGCUGGUGCUGAGCCCCUCCUGGGCACGCGGGUGCGAGAGCCGGGGAGCAGCACUCCGGCGGUGGGCAGCUACUGCAGGUAUCCAGGCAUGGAUGGCACCAUGUCCCUGAGGAACGAAGCAAAGAGAGGGAAGCACAGCAGUUUCCAAGGAAAUCCCGUGGCAGCAGGGAGGAGACGAGACGUGACGGCCAGCAGGAGGGUCCCCGUCCUCGCCCUCGUGCCCCUGCACUGUGCAGACACAAGCCACCAGACCCGCUCCGUCUCCAGCCGCCCCUACUACAGCCUGCCCAACAGCAGCCAUGAGAGGCGCUCGGUCCUCGCCGUCACGGAGCCGCCGCGCUUCCACUCCCAAGCCAAGGGCAAGAACGUGCGGCUGGACGCCCACUCGCGCCGCGCCACGCGGAGGAACAGCUUCUGUAACGGGGUCACCUUCACCAACCGGCCCAUCCACCUCUACGAGAAAGUGAGGCUGAAGCUGGUGGCCGUGCACCACGGCUGGAGCGGGGCCCUGCGCUUCGGCUUCACCAUCCACGACCCCUCGCAGAUGAGCUCCGACGACAUACCAAAGUACGCCUGCCCCGACCUGGUCACCCGGCCCGGGUACUGGGCCAAGGCUUUGCCAGAGAGGUUCGCCGUCAGGGACAAUAUCUUGGCCUUCUGGGUUGACCGUCAUGGGAGAGUCUUCUACAGUAUUAACGACGAGGAGCCGAUAUUGUUUCACUGUGGUAUUAAAGUUUCCAGUCCUCUCUGGGCGCUCAUAGAUGUCUACGGGAUUACCCACGAAGUGCAAAUACUAGAUAGCAUGUUUGCGGAGACCAUGACCAGCGCCCGCCUCAGCACCGCCCGUCUCAGCACCUGCCUUCCGCAGAGCAACCACGACUCCGCCAACUUCAACAACAACGAGCUGGAGAACAACCAAGUGGUGGCCAAAAUCGCAAACCUAAACCUGAGCCGGGUGCCGGGGCUCGCCACAGACAACCACCUCAUCCCCUGCUGCCCAAACCGACGGCAGCGCGCCCCGGGGGUCCCAGCCUUCCUGGACACGGACCUGCGGUUCCACCCCACGCGCGGACCUGACAUCACCUUUUCUCAGGACCGGAUGGUUGCCUGCACCAACUGGCAGGAAAGCAAUAGGACCUUGGUGUUUUCUGACCGGCCGUUGCACAUCGGAGAAAGCCUCUUUGUGGAAGUGGGACACCUUGGGUUGCCCUACUACGGGGCGCUCUCGUUUGGCAUCACUUCUUGUGAUCCGAGUACUUUACGGACAAACGAGCUCCCAGCAGACCCGGACUUUCUCCUGGACCGCAAGGAGUACUGGGUGGUGUACCGGGCGUUCCCUGUCCUCAACAGCGGCGACAUCCUCAGUUUCAUGGUUUUGCCGAACGGAGAGGUGCACCACGGCGUGAACGGAGCCAGCCGGGGAAUGCUCAUGUGCGUGGACACCUCGCAGUCUCUCUGGGUGUUUUUUACAAUCCAUGGUGUAAUCAACCAGCUCAAAAUACUGGGCACUGUGCAGUCCAGCCCAGUGACCGUCUCGCCCUCAGGGUCCCCCGGUGGCUCGCAGUACGACAGCGACUCGGACAUGGCCUUCAGCGUCAACAGGUCGUCGUCUGCCUCCGAGUCCUCACUCGUGACUGCUCCCAGCUCCCCCCUGAGUCCCCCCAUCUCUCCCGUCUUCCCCCCUCCGGAGCCAUCAAGCAGCAAGAACGGGGAAUGCACCGUCUGCUUUGACAGCGAGGUGGACACGGUGAUCUACACCUGCGGACACAUGUGCCUCUGCAACACCUGCGGUCUUAAGCUGAAGAAGCAGCUCAACGCCUGCUGCCCGAUCUGCCGACGGGUCAUCAAAGAUGUUAUUAAAAUCUACCGCCCUUAGCGCCCGGCUCGGGCUGUAGGAAGGGAGAACGCCGCUAGCAGUAACCAUGCCUUUCCGUCCCUGCUUAUGGGUUAUCGUGCUGGUCAGUCGUUAUCAAGUGGCUCGUUAUCUGUGUUUCCUUAUUUGACUGGUAGGGCACAAUUCAGGGAUAAAAUUGAGCUGAGGAUCACAUGGGGCCCAAAGCCAAGGCUGCCGUGCCGGCCGGGCUGCGUGCCCGCGGGUGAAUUGGGUGAAUUGUGUUAGGGACCUGACCCUGCUGCCAGUGGGAGGCUCCCUGUGCAAAGGCUCUUUUUUCCCUCGGAGGAUGAGGCUCGUGGUGGUGCGGGUCAGGAUGGGGACGUUGCCAUUUUUUCGGUGCUGGGUGCCGCCGGAUUUCCCAGCCCCAAAGCCCAAACAGUCCUGGGGUGCCUGCGCUGUGAUGGAACAAAAUUAGA